AGCGUUUAGAAAGGGAGUUGUUUCGAGGUUUUAUGCAUUGUGUUACAGUGAAUUCCUGAACAGUUUUUCGGAGCUCAUUCAACCUGGUCCUUUGUUUAUCCGUUGUUGUGUAAGGUACCAUGGCCGACCAGGGCAAGCAGAUGGGGCAUUCCUGGACGUUGGCAUUGAUGGUGACUUCAACUGCCAUUGGGGGUACCCUCCAGUAUGGAUACAACCUCGCUAUCAUGAAUGCACCAACAAAUUUCAUUCAGGGGUUUGUGAAUGAUACAUGCAGGGAGCGAUGGGACGUCCAGCUAGAGGACUAUCAGGUGACGCUGGUCUGGACCAUCAUAGUUUCCAUGUUCUCACUGGGUGGCCUUGCAGGCGCUCUUAUCGCCGGACCAAUGACCAUCCACUUUGGGAGGAAGAAGUGCAUGCUGCUGAACAACGUGUUCUUGAUGUCAGCAGCCCUGCUGGCUCUGACAAGCCGAGCCGCCAGGUCCUUUGAAAUGAUCAUCAUUUCACGUGUUCUGGUUGGAAUAAACGCUGGUAUCAGCAUGAACGUGCAGCCCAUGUACUUUGGGGAGAGUGCUCCCAAGCACCUCCGGGGGGCGGUGUCGCUGUCCUGUGCCGUCUUCACGGCUUUCGGGGUGGUGCUGGGGCAGGUGGUGGGGCUCAGGGAGAUCUUAGGCAGUGAACCAUACUGGCACUACCUCCUUGCGAGUAACGCCAUUCCUGGCUUCAUCCAGCUGCUCACCCUGCCCUGGUUCCCCGAGAGCCCCAGGUACCUGCUCAUCGACCGGGGCGACAAGGAGGCCUGCAUCAAAGCCCUGAGGCGGCUGCGUGGCUGUGAGGUGCAGGCGGGCGAGCUGGACGAGAUGCUGCAGGAGCAGGCCCAGAGCAGCGGGGUGCGGCCCAGCCGGCCCUGGGAGCUGCUGGCCGACCGCGCCCAUCGCUGGCAGCUGCUCUCCGUCAUAGUCAUCAGCAGCGCCAUGCAGCUGUGUGGCAACGACUCGAUCUAUUUAUAUGCAUCAUACGUGUUUAAAGAGGCUGGGAUUUCCGUAGAGAAGAUCCAGUACAUUACCAUUGGUACUGGCACAUGUGAAUUCUCUGCCUGUAUUCUGUGUAACCUUUUGAUAGAGCUGAAAGGGCGCAGGUUCAUGUUGAUGGGGGGCUACAUCCUGAUGUGCUGCUGGGCGGUGGUCUUCACCAUCGCCCUGUCCUUUGAGCAUGUGGUCUCCUGGAUGCCCUACCUGAGUAUGACCUGCAUCUUCACCUACAUACUGAGCUUUGGCAUGGGCCCAGCGGGGGUGACGGGGGUGCUGCCAACGGAGCUCUUCAGCCAGACGGCCCGGCCCGCCGCCUAUAUGAUCGCCGGCUCCAUGAUGUGGAUCAACCUCUUCAUCGUCGGGAUGCUCUUCCCCUUCUUAGUGAGUUCCCUGGGCCAGUAUUGCUUUGUGCCGUUCGCUGGGGUCUGCCUGUUAUCUGCCAUGUUUGUUGGCUUCUUUCUCCCUGAGACAAAAGGCAAGACCCUCUCAGAAAUCACCAGCGAGUUCAACAAGCUCAACUUCAAAGGCCAGCAGGAGAAGAGUUUGUCUCCUGCCCAGUAUCAGCUUGGGGAAGUGGGCCUCUCCACCUCUCUAUAGAACACUUUUCUUUUGUCUGCUAGCUUCUGUAUACAUCAGCGGUUGUCGAAGUGGUACGAGUGUCCCGGGGGUACCUGGA
Messenger RNA from Gadus chalcogrammus (walleye pollock), 1704 nucleotides. RefSeq names its product solute carrier family 2 member 11a (gene slc2a11a). Gene Ontology annotation, cellular component: membrane. Bases 120 to 1625 code for a protein of 501 amino acids. Gene Ontology annotation, biological process: monosaccharide transmembrane transport. The record is from RefSeq and is a predicted model, not a curated record. Lineage: Eukaryota; Metazoa; Chordata; Actinopteri; Gadiformes; Gadidae. The transcript is spliced from 12 exons. Gene Ontology annotation, molecular function: hexose transmembrane transporter activity.